Messenger RNA from Spodoptera exigua (beet armyworm), 2025 nucleotides. Lineage: Eukaryota; Metazoa; Arthropoda; Insecta; Lepidoptera; Noctuidae. The record is from the annotation of a GenBank genome assembly.
AUGCAAGAGAUAUGCAACACCGCUGCCUUGCCGCUCGACACUAACCCGCUGGUGCGCAAGAUAAAAUGCGAAGAGUUCCCAACUAUCAGAGGGAAGCAACACGCAAGAGUUGGUAUGGGGGUGCGCGAUGAAAUGGAAGAGGACUUCGCGGUGAAGACGAGGAACACACCGCCAAUGGGGCCAGCGCCGGGGCAGGAACACCCGCGCAUGGAGCACGGGGGCAACGGCUUCUGGCUGGCCGCCGUCACCACCGCAGGAGCCCCACACCCUAUGCUCGAAACAUGUACCGAAACUGGCUUCAUCAACAGCCAACCUUCCAUGGCAGAGUUCAUGACAGCCUUACCUCAAUUAGGCGGUGGAGAACUCAGCCCUCAACACACGCCCCCAGGCUAUGCGCCCGACCUACCAUCCCCCGGUGGUGGCCUCAACGUUCCGGAGUAUCCAUGGAUGAAAGAAAAAAAAACUACUAGGAAGAGUAGUCAACAAGAAAAUGGAUUGCCGCGACGGCUGCGCACUGCUUACACGAACACACAACUAUUGGAAUUGGAGAAGGAGUUUCAUUUCAAUAAGUACCUAUGCCGACCGAGAAGGAUUGAGAUAGCAGCUUCGCUAGAUCUCACUGAGAGACAGGUCAAAGUAUGGUUCCAAAACAGACGCAUGAAGCACAAGAGGCAAACACUUAGCAAGACAGAAGAUGGAGACGACAAAGACUCCACUACUUCAGAAGGUGGUAAAAGUUCCAAAACAGGCCUCGACAAAUUUCUGGAUGAUGAUGGACCGCUAUCUGGUAAAAAGAGUUGUCAAGGUUGCGAACUACCUCCCGGAGCUCUUUGUUCUCCAGCUGAAGAUUUACCGGAGCUAGCAUCCCGCACACGAAAUAACAAUACGCCAAGUGCCACCAACAACAACAGCUUCGCGAGUGACGGCGCCUCUAGCGUGGCUUCGUCUUCCUCUUUGGACAAACUUGCAGAAGACGAUUCACGUGACGCACAUCCUCCAAUCACCGCAAUGACUGCUGCUCCACGAAAUUUGUCAAAGAGGAUUAAGCAAGAAUCCAGGAAGCGAUCUCCUUCAUUGGAUGCGACAUGCAAAGUGUCGCCAUCAUCCUCAAAAGACGGCCUUGGUCCCGUAACUGGUCUUCCGGAUAAUGGGAAAUUCUCAUCGGUUAACUUGACACCAUCUUCAACGCCAGGGACUCCCUCAAGUAUGCAUCCGAGUCCAUUAGGUCAUUACCCUAGGCCUUCACCCCCGAAUGCCCCACCAGGGCCGCCACAUGCCCAGUCUGUAUCCACUGCGAUGCCCCCCUACGUUAUUCGCGGUAAUGCGCCGCCAGGACAGUUUGUACCACACCCUGACUUCCGGAUGGAUUCCAAACAAUUUAUUGGAAAACUCACACAAUAUCCACAAGGUAACAGAAACUAUGAAGGAUACGGUGCAGCCAUACAAUCGGCUGACCAACACAGCUACGUGCGGAAUCAGCAGCACACUCGACAGGAAGGUUCUCCUUCCACGAGGACUACUAACGGUAUAACAUCGAGGCAAGCAUACCCUCACGAAAUGUAUCAAAACUAUGGCUAUCCAGGUUACGGGAAAGAUCAAGUAGCUUACGGUCAUCCUGGUUAUGAUCAAUCGCAGGGCUACACUGGAGAGCAUAUGGGCUAUGCAAAUAGUCACUAUGGCUACCAUUACCACGAAGGCACUCAACAUGAUCAUGGUCAUAACUACUACGCUACUGAAGGACAAAAAGCAUCACACGGAACAGAUUAUUCGAAGAACUACUACGAUGGGAACGCUUACCCGCAACAAGCAGCGGCAUACGGGGCGGCAGGUGCACAGGCCGUGGCGGCAGGCGCGGCGGGCGAGGCUUACAGCGGCGCGGAGUGCGCCGACGGCUACGGUUCAUUCCAGCAGUUCUACGAGGCCACGCACGCCGCGCCUGCCGGGGAUAACUCUAACUCUUCCUCAGACUUCCAUUUCCUCAGCAAUCUCGCAAACGAUUUCGCACCAGAAUAUUACACCAUUUGA